Striga asiatica is the source of this 1301-nucleotide messenger RNA. NCBI's taxonomy places the organism in Eukaryota, Viridiplantae, Streptophyta, Magnoliopsida, Lamiales, Orobanchaceae. The record is from the annotation of a GenBank genome assembly.
UUUAUUAUAUAUAUAAAAAAUGACGGAUCUACCCGCCUAACAUUUAGACCGACCGAUUCAAGAACUUGUGCCCAAAAACAUUUAGGAGAAUGUAGCUUUCGGAAUUCGAGGAGCAAUUAACUAAUUUCUCUUAGAUAAUUACAUGCAUGAUCCAUCAUCACUUGCCCAUCCAUACCUCUCUAUAUAUACCAAUCUCUAGCAAUAGUUCUAUUCACUCAGUCACAUAUAUCCUCGACAAACAAUUUAAAGUAAUUAGCUAGUAAUCGAAGUUAAUCCAUGGCGCGCAUUUCGAUUAGCAAUUCCUUUAGUUUGGCUAUCACGAUUUGCCUAGCAAUGUGGAUAGCCAUGGCUCCACCUCGUGCGCACGCAGCCAUCACGUGCGAUUUUGUGCUGAGAAGCAUGUCACCGUGUCUCGGGUAUCUCAGAGGAGGUGGGUUCGUGCCGCCAGCCUGUUGUGCUGGUGGCAGGUCCCUAUUCAAUGCUGCUGCCACCACCCCUGACCUGCAAGCGGGUUGCAGGUGCAUCAAGACCCUCGUCCCUAAUGUCGGGGCUAACCCAGUCUACGUCAAUAGUCUCCCGGGGAUUUGUGGAAUCAGAAUUCCGUACAAGUACUCCCCAUCUCUCGAUUGUUCCAAGGUAGUUCGUUGAAAUCGAUUGUGGAGAGCUAAUUUGAAAGGAGGAAUAUUGUGAUCAUAAUUAAUAAGAGUGAAUAAGGCGUGAUGUGCUAGAGACAUGGUGUCUUUAAUUAAUUGUCUCAAAUAUAUGUUGCAGUAAUUUUAUUUUAUUUUUUCAUAUUUUCGUUUAUGCGUGUUGUUGGCCAAUCUCUCUGUUGUUCGGCACGUUUACUAUGUUUGUAAACUAUAUAUAUCACGAUUGAAAAUAAAUAUUUCAUGAUCCUAAUAAGGUAUAUAUAAUUAGUGUUAUUAAAUGAUAGCGAACACCUCAACGUAGGAAAGCUCGUUUAUUCUUUUAAUAAUAACGAGUCACACUUGAAUAAUUAAGCAGACUCGUUAAUUAAACGAGUCGAGUCGAGCUUCUACGCGACCAUCUUGUUUUUACUUUUGCUUUUGUAAAUUUUAAAUUAAAUAGACGAGCCAAACUUGUUUGUAAUGGACAUUUUCAUGUUUGCGAAUAACUUGUCUAGUGUUUUAGAUUUAUUAAACGAGUAAGCUUAUACAGAGCCGACUCAACUAGAAUAACACUUUUAUGGCUACGUCUGGUUAUUGGCGCUUCUGCUAAAUUUUAGCGUUUUUAGUCCAUUUAACUGUUUUGAAAGUUUGACCAACUAAGAAAUGUUGUUU